Molecule: messenger RNA, 2489 nt
Organism: Colossoma macropomum (tambaqui)
Lineage: Eukaryota; Metazoa; Chordata; Actinopteri; Characiformes; Serrasalmidae
Gene: rad23b
Product: RAD23 homolog B, nucleotide excision repair protein
Exons: 10
Coding region: 117-1262 (381 amino acids)
Biological process (GO): proteasome-mediated ubiquitin-dependent protein catabolic process; nucleotide-excision repair
Cellular component (GO): cytosol; nucleoplasm
Molecular function (GO): damaged DNA binding; polyubiquitin modification-dependent protein binding; ubiquitin binding
Source: RefSeq, a predicted model, not a curated record
CGCAGGAGAGGCGGGACUCCAGAGUGAAAACGUUCGGGAAAGAACCGAGCGGAUAACAACACUUUCUCUCUCUUGCGAAAUAAUCGGGGGAAAAAUAUAAAAUAAAAAUAAAAAGAAUGCAGAUCACGCUGAAAACCCUCCAGCAGCAGACGUUCAAAAUCGACAUCGACGGAGAGGAGACGGUAAAAGCCUUAAAGGAGAAAAUCGAGAAUGAAAAGGGGAAGGAGAGCUUUCCUGUCGCUGGACAGAAGUUGAUCUAUGCAGGCAAAAUCCUUAACGAUGACACCGCACUUAAGGAGUAUAAGAUAGAUGAGAAGAACUUUGUGGUCGUCAUGGUUGCAAAGCCUAAAGCGGCCCCUGCCGCCGCUCAGCCUUCUGCCGCCGCCACGACGACCAGCAGCACCUCCUCCAGCACUACAGCUCCCACAACCCCCUCAACCGCCUCAGCAGCAGCCAGCGACAAACCCGCGGAGAUUGCCCCGAAAGAGGACAAACCGGCUGAAGAGAAACCGCCUUCGAGUGCAGCGCCCUCCUCCACACCUGCCAGUUCUGGUGGACUGACGAAUGUGAACAUUUUCGACGAAGCGACUUCUGCUCUGGUGACGGGUCAGUCGUAUGAGAACAUGGUGACGGAGAUCAUGCUGAUGGGUUAUGAGAGAGAGCAGGUGGUGGCAGCGCUCAGGGCGAGUUUCAACAACCCGGACCGCGCCGUCGAGUACCUGCUGACGGGCAUCCCUGUAGAGGGUGAGGGCAAUGCAGGUGGUGCUGAUCCAGUGGCUCCAGCAGGGGGCACUACUGCUGCCACCACUGGCCUCUCCUCUCCCUCCAGCACAGCUCCGACACAGCCCAGCGCUGGAUCAGGUGCUAACCCUCUGGAGUUUCUGAGAAAUCAGCCGCAGUUCCUGCAGAUGAGGCAGAUCAUUCAGCAGAACCCCUCACUGCUCCCAGCCCUGCUGCAGCAGAUCGGCCGAGAGAACCCCCAGCUACUGCAGCAAAUCAGCAGCCACCAGGAGCAGUUCAUCCAGAUGCUUAACGAGCCUGCACUGGAAGCGGGGCAAGGCGGAGGCGGUGGGGGCGUGGCUGAGGCUGGAGGCGGGCACAUGAACUACAUCCAGGUCACACCCCAGGAAAAGGAAGCCAUUGAGAGGCUAAAGGCCCUAGGAUUCCCAGAAGGACUUGUUAUACAGGCCUACUUCGCCUGCGAGAAGAACGAGAACUUGGCGGCGAACUUCCUUUUACAACAGAACUUCGACGAUGACUAAAGGGAGACAUAGUCGUUUUGAUUUAUCCCCUACCUAAAUCGCCCCCCGUUUUUUUUCUGUCAAUUGAUCAUAUUGGGAAAAAAAGAUAAAAAUUAUAUACAUUCAUACACAGGCAGUCGUUUUCUUUGAUAUUUUUUUUUUUAUUUCCUGACAGUUGCAUCUGCUUUUGACACACUGGAUGACUCCAUCGUGUUUGGUGGAAGGCGAGCUCGUUGGUUUGCUCCUUUCUAGUUGGAGAAUCGAGUAAAAGCCAACUUGCUUCUUCUGAUAAUGACGCAGUGCUACCUGUUUCUUCUGUUUCUGCUUUUUUUAUUACUUCAUCAUUAAAUAUGAUUUUUUUCCAUUGUAAGGAAAUGAACGCUGGUUUAAAGGAUCGAUUGCCAAGUUAAUGUCUUCACCAGAUUUUUUCAAACAUCAAGUAUGAUUGGGAGGGUUUUGUUUAAAUGGCAUAUUCAUCAAUGUUCAUGUUAAUGAGAUUGCAUUCUCUCUCACUCGGACAAAGCUGACACAGGCAUCUUUAUUUUCCUCUCUCUCUCUCUCUCUCUCUCUCUCUCUCUCUCUCUCUCUCUCUCUCUCUCUCUCUCUCUUAUUUUCCGAAUUGAUCAGUAUAGGGACCCCCAGACACUUCAAACUGCAGUUUUAAAUGACAGUUAAAAGAUUUUUAAAUCGAUGACAGUGCUGUUACCAUUUCUAUUUUUGUUUUAUUAAAACGGUGAAAGAAAAUUCAGCUCUUCUUUGUAGUGCAUGCGACACGGACCCUGCAACGGGACUUUGCCCAGUUAGCGCCGGACCCUUGCUCUCCAGCUGACCAAUGCAGUCCCAUUAUACUUCCUUUAAAACAAAAUAAAAGAAGUUAAAGGCAUGUACAUUGCUUCCAUAGUUGCUAUAAUUAGUGUUGACAAUUACUAUCACUACAAAUUUACUGUCAUUUUUACAGAAAGAAAAUGAAUAAAACUUUUCAACAUAAAGAUCAACUCAUUUUUUUUUUUCGGUGGUGAGGACGGGGGACGGAAAUUUGUCAGUCGCUCAUGCUUUGCUUAUUUCCCCUUGAGACGAUUCAGAAUAGUGUCGUCUGCUUCAACCUAAAAUCAAAACUUCUGGUUUUUUUUUUUUGUUUGUUUAUUUUUUAAGUGGUGUUUGUUCAGGAUUCAUUAUGUGCAUUUUUUUUGUCCAAAGUCAGUUAUUUUCCCUCAUGAUAAUUUAAUAAAUACAUAUCGAAUUAUUCAA